Messenger RNA from Mytilus trossulus (common blue mussel), 1511 nucleotides. RefSeq lists its product as uncharacterized. Lineage: Eukaryota; Metazoa; Mollusca; Bivalvia; Mytilida; Mytilidae. Bases 127 to 753 code for a protein of 208 amino acids. The record is from RefSeq and is a predicted model, not a curated record. The transcript is spliced from 4 exons.
UACUGUUAAAUUACAACAUAAUUACAAUAUUCGGAUGUUCGCACUUCAAAUGAUCACUAUAAAGGUAUAGGCUUGUGUCCAUAGUCGUACAGUUUUCCACUGUUCAGUUGUACACAGAUUUCAAAUAUGUCUGCUAUGCACAGUGUUGUUUGGCUUUUCUACUGCUCGAUGUCUUUCGCAAUUUGUGCCGCUGACGGAAAAACAAACGUACAGAUUCCUUUACUGAAUAAUAAAGCUACAGCUCCUCUGUAUGCUGAAUUUAAUAUGUCGAAUUUGAAUCAACGACUGAGAGAGAUUUUUAACAAGGAAGUCAUAGAGAAUACAGUUAAUGUGAGCUGCGAAGAACCAUACGAGAAGAUAGGGAAAGGUUGUUAUUCUAUCAAGGAUGACAACGUAUCUGGUGAUGCAGCAUUUGCGAGCUGUACAAACCCUGGUGCUUACCUUGCUAACUUCGAAACUAUCGAAGAAGCCAUGAUCAUGAAAUUGUUCCUUCAGAAGCGGAAUUCAGGUAUACAUUACUACGUUGGUGGACGUAAUAUCAAUAGAUACCUACCAAAUGGCGAUUGGAGAUGGAUUAAACAUGGUAAAGCCACAAAGAUGACUUAUUUUGCCUUUGCAUUUAAUCAGGGACCCGAUAGUAAACUUGAUAGUGAAAACGACUGCAUGUUCUUCUACGCUAGAUAUAGAUACAAGUUCCAUGAUAAUGGAUGUGACAAUGGAAAAUACCUAGGAGGUUAUAUUUGUGAAAUUUGACAUGUGUUAUAUCAAUUUGUUAAGAUAUAAAUGAAUAGCAAAAAAAAUGAAAUUAUAUUUAUAAGUAUCAAAAGGCCUUGAUUGCGAUACUAUGUUGAUUGUUUUAUUGAGUGUCUAUUUUUUCAGUUAUUCGAAUUGCUAAAGGGGAAAUUCCUUACUAGUUACAAACAUACAUACAUUAAUUGUAGGAACAUCUAAGAUAUGUGCAAAAGUCGGUACUAAAUUAUAAUCCUGGUACCUUUGAUAACUAUUUACACCACUGGGUCGAUGCCACUGCUUGUGGACGUUUCGUCCCCGAGGGUAUCACUAGCCCAGUAGUCAACACUUCUGUGUUGACAUGAAUAUCAAUAAUUUGGUCAUUUUUAUAAACUUCCUGUUUACAAAACUUUGAAUUUUCGAAAAACUUUGAAUUUUCUUAUCCCAGGUAUAGAUUACCUUAGCCAUAUUUGGCACAACUUUUUGGAAUUUUGGAUCCUUAAUGCUCUUCAACUUUGUACUUGUUUGGCUUUAUAAAUAUUUUGAUUUGAGCGUCACUGAUGAGUCUUAUGUAGACGAAACGCGUGUCUGGCGUACUAAAUUAUAAUCCUGGUACCUUUGAUAACUAUCAUACAUUUAUGUAUUGUGGAAGUCUGAUUUAGUAUGCAAGUGGUUUAUACAUGAUGGCAUUUUACUUCCAUAUUGAACAACGAUAGGUAAUAAGUGUUUUAAGCUUACAAUUUAAGAUAUUGUUCUUCAAAUCUGUCUCCAUCAUUUAUAAA